This is a messenger RNA of Phlebotomus argentipes, 299 nucleotides long. RefSeq names its product cytochrome b-c1 complex subunit 9 (gene ox). Lineage: Eukaryota; Metazoa; Arthropoda; Insecta; Diptera; Psychodidae. The coding region runs from base 88 to 255 and encodes 55 amino acids. Gene Ontology annotation, biological process: mitochondrial electron transport, ubiquinol to cytochrome c. The record is from RefSeq and is a predicted model, not a curated record. The transcript has 2 exons.
AUGACACUUUCCUUUAGUGAGGUUAGAUCAGACAAGGCCAGCUGUCAAGAGGUUCUGGAGGAUUCAGGCGAGAAAAGCAGCUAGAAAAUGAGUUUCCUGUACAAAUCCGUGUUCCGCCGAACGUCCACCUACGCCGUGGGAGUCCUGGUAUCUGCGUUCUUCUUCGAGAGAGCCUUCGACUUGGGCUCAGAAACGCUUUUCCGUCAAGUCAAUAAAGGCAAACUUUGGGACGAUAUUAAGCACAAAUACGAGUAGAAAUGAACUAGUUUAUGGGUAAAUAAAUCAGAUUACUGCUAGGA